Messenger RNA from Penaeus indicus, 474 nucleotides. RefSeq names its product keratin-associated protein 21-1-like. NCBI's taxonomy places the organism in Eukaryota, Metazoa, Arthropoda, Malacostraca, Decapoda, Penaeidae. The record is from RefSeq and is a predicted model, not a curated record. The transcript is spliced from 2 exons. Bases 1 to 474 code for a protein of 157 amino acids.
AUGAGAAUGAUGAAGAUAUUCGUGGUGUGUCUGCUUGCCUGUGUCGUCGCGGCCGAGGACAAAGCUCAUGGCAGCAGCAGUCAGGGCGACACGCGUUUUCUUGGAAGCUUCAUCGGCGGACUUGCAGCAGGCUUCCUAGGCAGACCCAACAGACCCAACAGACCUUUCAGGCCUCAUGUGAACGGGGGCUUCAAUUCGGGUUUCCAUCCGGGCUUUAAUAAUGGUUUCAAUAACGGCUUUAAUAACGGUUUCAAUAACGGGUUUCAUCCGGGCUUCAGUAACGGGGUUAACCACGGUUUCAACAACGGCUUUAACACUGGUUUUCAUCCAGGCUUCCACGGCGGCGUUAAUCAAGGCUUUAACAAUGGCUUCAACAGCGGCUUCCACCCAGGCUUCAACAACGGAGUCCACGGCGGCUUCGGUUCCGGCUGUAGGGUCUGCAGAGCUCCAGGAGGACAGGCCUACUGUUGCUAA